AUGACGGUUCCAAACGAAAGCGAGGAGAGAACGGAAGAUGUACAGACAGAGCCGGCAUGCGAAUAUUACAUUAACUAUGAGUCGAAAGAAGUGUUGGGAAGGGGCAUGAGCAGCACAGUCAGACGUUGCAUCGAGAAGAAGACCGGCAAAGAAUACGCCGUGAAGAUCAUCGACCUUAGUUCUGAGAAGGCGACCGAAGAAGAGACAAAAGAGUUGCGGCUUUCGACCCUGCGCGAAAUCAGCAUCCUCAAAAUGGUCGCCGGACACAAGAACAUAAUUGAGUUGCAUGACUUUUACGAAGUACCGUCGUUCCUGUUCAUCGUUUUCGAACUUGCCAGAGGUGGAGAACUGUUCGAUUACCUUACGCGGGUCGUCACCCUUUCCGAGAAGAAAACUAGGCACAUAAUGAGGCAAUUGUUUGAAGCAGUCGACGAAAUUCACAGCAAAAAUAUCGUGCAUCGUGAUUUGAAACCGGAAAAUAUAUUAAUGGUGGACGACGAUACAAUCAAAGUUACCGAUUUUGGCUUCGCUUACUGCCUCAAACCACAGGAAAAGUUGUUUGAUUUGUGCGGAACGCCAGGAUACCUGGCACCGGAAGUGUUGAAAACAAGCAUGUAUGAAGAUGAACGCGGCUAUGGCUUAGAAGUUGACCUUUGGGCCUGCGGAGUUAUUAUGUACACGCUACUGUGUGGCUACGCUCCGUUUUAUCAUCGGCGGCAAAUCUACAUGCUGAGAGCUAUUUCCGAAGGAAGAUAUGAAUUUAGAUCUCCAGAGUGGGACGAAAUAAGUGAAUCUGCCAAGUCAUUAAUAGCCAAUUUGUUGGUGGUAAAUCCUAAAAUGCGGUACACGGCCAAACGUGCACUGGCUCAUCCUUUCUUCCAGCAAGCCGUGGAGCUAUUGGAGUUGGCUAAAACCUUUGAUGCAAAGAAGAAGUUUAGGCUGGCCAUUGUGCAGGUGCGACUUUUGGUGCGUCUGCUGCGGAUCCGCUACGUGCCGAUGCUCGUGUCGUUUCAGGCCGUGCAGAGCAACCCCUAUGCCACUCGUAAGAUUCGCAAGCAGAUCGACGCAUUGGCGUUUCGAGUGUACGGUCACUGGGUGAAAAAGGGCCGCGAACAAUUCAGGGACGCUUUAUUCGCCAACGUCGUCAAGACCGAAGUAGAACGCUUCCACGGAACCAGCAAUUCAGGCCCGACCAGGCCAUCAUUGCUGCAUGUUACUGCUUAA
Soboliphyme baturini is the source of this 1224-nucleotide messenger RNA. The record is from the annotation of a GenBank genome assembly. NCBI's taxonomy places the organism in Eukaryota, Metazoa, Nematoda, Enoplea, Dioctophymatida, Soboliphymatidae.